UGAACUGUUACUCCAGUCAGUAGAAUAACGGUUCGCCGGCUGCAACGUGCUCAGUCUGUGUUCGACAGUGUCGAAGAAUAGUUCUUCCGAAAGAGUAUUUAUUGAGAUUGGUGAAGAUUUUCAAAAAUGGCAACGGUAAAAGAUCAACUUUUAACUACUGUGACGGAACCUGUGCUAACUGGUAGAAACAAAAUUACAGUAGUUGGUGUGGGUCAAGUUGGAAUGGCCUGUGCUUUCAGCAUCUUGACAAAUCACGUUUCAAGUGAUGUGGUAUUAAUUGAUGUGAUGGUAGACAAGCUAAAAGGGGAGAUGUUGGACCUGCAACAUGGCAGUGCAUUUAUGAAAAAUGCAAAAGUCAAUGCUAGUACAGAUUACGCUGCUACUGCCAAUUCGAGUCUCUGCAUUGUUACGGCGGGUGCUCGUCAGCGUGAAGGCGAAACCAGGUUGGAUUUGGUUCAACGUAACACUGACAUCUUUAAAGGCAUCAUUCCACAAUUAGUCAAAUAUAGCCCGAACACGAUUCUCUUGAUCGUUUCCAACCCUGUGGAUAUUUUAACAUAUGUGGCAUGGAAACUUUCUGGUUUGCCAAAGAAUAAAGUCAUUGGUAGCGGUACGAAUUUAGAUUCUGCUCGCUUCCGCUUCCUGUUAUCUCAAAGACUUAAUGUCGCACCUACAUCUUGCCAUGGUUGGAUUAUCGGAGAACAUGGUGACACCAGCGUGCCUGUGUGGUCCGGAGUUAAUGUUGCUGGAGUACGUUUGCGCGAUAUCAACGAAAAUGUGGGUACUGACAAAGAUAAGGAACAUUGGAAUGAGCUGCAUAAACAAGUAGUACAAAGCGCGUAUGAAGUGAUCAAACUGAAGGGUUAUACUUCUUGGGCUAUUGGUCUCAGCGUAUCACAUCUUGCGUCAGCAAUAUUAAGAAAUUCCAAUCAAGUGCAUGCAGUAUCCACGAUGGUUACUGGUUAUCAUGGAAUUAAGGAAGAAGUAUUUUUAUCUUUACCUUGCACGCUAGGUGAAGAUGGCGUCACGCACAUCGUUCAGCAGAAGUUAACAGAUGAUGAACUUGCACUGUUACAUAAAUCUGCAAUGAUGAUGCACGAAGUGCAACAAGGCCUUAAAUUUUAGAAGAAUAUAUUAUCUUUAUCUAUAUACUUAUUUUAUUUUAUUUUUUUGUGUGAUUUAUAUACAAUUUGUACUGUACUUACAUGUUUCAAAUGUCAACACACACUAUCAUACAUAUAUACAACUUUACUCUUAUAUACAUAUAAUUUUUUAGAUAUAAAUGUUUUCAACUACAUAAUAUUUAUAUUUACAUAUUAUUUGUGGCAAGUGUAUGUGUGAGAAAGUUGAAAUAUUUGGCUAUUUAUUUCUUAUACUAUAAUUUUUAUUUAUAUAACAGAGAUCUCAAUAUAAUUUAUUUCAAUCUUAUAUUAUUUUGCCAGCGAUAGGCUUAUCUGUCACUAUGAUUUAUUUUAGUAUUAUCAUACGAUAUUAUUUAAAUCAUUUUAAAUCUUUCUUUAAUAAAUUAUUUUUUAUCGAAUAACUCAGUUAUUUAUACAAUAUUUUUUUAUUAAAUAUUCUGAUAAUAUAAUAAAGCGCAUAAAACACACACACAUUUACAUAUGCAGAUAAACAACGCAAAUUUAUUUAUGUAUAAUUCAAAUUUUUAAUAAUUUUUAUUUUAUACUGAAUAAAUUGUUUUCAAAUUUCUUAAAAAUACCUUACAUUUUAAAUUUUAUCCUCACAUACACACAUAAAUUACAUGUUUUAUUUUUACGCAUGCUUUAUUUAAAUUGUGCUAUUUACUUUAAUAAUAUAAAGAAUGUUCCUAUUAUAAAUGUUUAUGCGUGUUUAUACAUGUGUGUAAUAAAUAUGUAACUUUUGUGACAAGUUUGAUUAUUAAUGUGACAAGUAUUGUAUAAUGUCAUUUUUAAUAUAUUAUAUAAAUAAUAAAAUAUUUUAAAAUAA
Molecule: messenger RNA, 1968 nt
Organism: Cataglyphis hispanica
Lineage: Eukaryota; Metazoa; Arthropoda; Insecta; Hymenoptera; Formicidae
Product: L-lactate dehydrogenase-like
Exons: 5
Coding region: 127-1125 (332 amino acids)
Biological process (GO): carboxylic acid metabolic process
Cellular component (GO): cytoplasm
Molecular function (GO): L-lactate dehydrogenase (NAD+) activity
Source: RefSeq, a predicted model, not a curated record